CAUAAUUCUUCCGCAUUGCUGCAAGUGAAAGACUGGAUGUUACAUCGACAGACCGAUCUUUUUUAUCUUUCGAUCUGAUCACGCCACAGGAUGUUACGCCUCUUAAUUUUAGCGUCUAUGUGCGCUAUUAUUAACGCCGGCAUAUUAUCAAAUUACAUGCUGGAAUAUCCUCGUACUUUGCAAAGCUUGUUCGGCACGAAAAGAGAAGCCACUGAGGAGAGAACUGGUGAACGCGAAGUAUGCAAGACCAAAGAAUGCAGUUUAAUUGCAAAAAUAAUAAAGGAGAGUAUGGAUGAGUCAGUGGACCCAUGCGACGAUUUUUAUGACUAUGCUUGUGGAAAUUGGUCGAAUGUCACUCCCAUACCUGAAAAUGCUUCUACCUGGAGUAUGUGGGAAAUGGUGCAGGAGAGGAUCGAAGGACAAAUUAAAGGUUUGAUUGAAAAUGAGGAAAAACCUAGUGACCUGUUUGCUGUGAAACUUGCUAAGAAGUGGUACCAUAGCUGCAUGGACGAAGAAAGCAUAGAGAAAAGAGGGGUCGAACCAUUAUUGAAUUCUUUAUGGAGACACGGUGGAUGGCCAAUUAUCAUGGAAGAUGGAGAAUGGGACGAAAAUAUAUAUAAAUGGCAAAUAGUGGAUGACCAAUAUGGUCGUUUAAUGGGAUUGAAUGCGUUUUACGAAGUAGACUUCGGGCAGAUAUCAUGGGAAAGCGAUCCAUCCCUAUUGAUUAUGAGACCUCAUUUACCAGUAGGUGCACGGAGACUUAUUUCAUAUAAUGAGUUCAUGGAAUUACAAAUGGGAAUGGACAGCAGCGAUGAAAACAAUGAGAGCGGAGAAGGUAGCCAGGAAAAGGGGAGCAGGGAGAAGGCUGAAGAAAAUGAACACAAUAAGGACAAGGAGGAGGAUGAAGAAGAGAGUGAAGAAGAUAAUGAAAUUGACGACUAUUCCGAUACUGCUGAAGAGUCUGAGGAGAAACUUCAGAAGAAGAAAGUAGCUGUUGGACAUCGCAGACGUUUGGUUCACGGCAAUAGGAGACAUAAUAAUAAGAAAGUGGCGAAUAGUCAUAGUAAAUUAAGGAGGAAAAGAGUGAAGAGGAAUGUUACCAACCAAAAGCUUUUGCAUAAAUUAUUGCAUCAACUGGAUAAAGCUAAGAAGCACAAAGCCCAUGCUCAUGUGGCACACAGUAAAUUAGGGCACAAAGGAAAAAAGGUACACUCUGAGAAGAACAGCAACAAGGGGAAAAGGAUUGAACAAUCACGUAAGAAGAGAGUAACGAAGAAGAAAAUUGCAAAACGGCUUGGUCACGGUAAGAGGAAGAGUGAAAAACAUGAAGCAAUGCGAAAGAAAUCGAAGACAACUGAGAUGAAAGGAAAGAUACAUGGCAACGAACAUCGCAAGAAUCAGAGAAUUGACAAUCACAGAAUACAUCAUGCGGUAAACAAGAUUUCAGAAAACGAUGUUGAUGAAGAAGAUAAUAAUGAUAUUGAUGAAACUAAUGAAGAAGACAAUGAAGAGAAGGGAGAUGAUGAAGAGACCGAUGAAGAAGAUAAUGAUGACAAUGAUGAAGAUGAUAGUGGUGAUAAAAAUGAAGAAGAUGACGAAGAUGACGAAGAUGAAGAUGACGUAGAUGAGGAAGCUGAAGAAGAAAGAGUGAAAAAGGCGAGGGAAGAGUAUCGCGAGUACAUUUUAAAUGUGUCUCUGGUACUUUCCAGAGAAAGAGGAAUCGAAGUACCAAGAGAACAAAUGCUGAAGGACAUAGAUGACAUGAUUGAUUUCAUAAUUAAAUUAAUACACGUGAUGAUUGUAGAUGAUCAAGAUUUCGAACUAUUCAAUACGACUCUUAGUGGAUUCCAAGAGCUAUACGAAAGUUGGGGCCCCAUCACACCUACUAAUAAAAUAAAUUGGGUAAAAAAAGUAGAAAGACUCUUUGCUGAAGCUGACGUAGAGAUCGGUGAUGAUGAAGAAGUAAUAGUACCAGGUACCACGUAUUUUGAAAAACUUCAUGAAUUACUCAGUGAAACCCCUAAGAAAGUAAUUGUUAACUAUGUUCAUUGGCUCUUUAUUGAAGAGGCAUUGAUGGCUACAGGAAAAGAAUUGCUUGAGUUAUUUUACCAAUGGACCGGAGACAACAGAGUCGGAUCAAGAGAGAAAGUAUGUUUAAAUCUAGUACAACUGACUAAUAUAGCGGGAUAUCAAUACGUUCAAGAAUAUCUCAAAGAAGACGUUGCAAAAGCGGCCAGGGAUAUGAUCGAUGACAUACAAAAGGAGGUCGAAUACCAGAUUGAAGAAUCGAACUGGGUGAGCGAGGAUACAAAACACUUUGUUUUAGAUAAACUAGUGCACAUGGAGAACUGGAUCGGUUAUCCCGAAUGGUAUCGAAAUACUACAAUUGUCAAACGCUACUUCCAAGGGCUCACCAUCGGUCCCUCGUUCUACGAAAACAUUAUAAAUUACAUGAGAUAUCGUAAAUGGAAGAAUUUUCGAGCAGUGGUACAAGAAGGUUCAGAUGAUGAAAUUAACGACAUGUUGGAUCCUUUGGAAUUAAAUGCAUUUUUCAUGCCAACGGAGAACACUAUAUCAAUCACAGCGGCAGAUUUGCAAAGUCCAUUCUUUUCUCCCAAUCGACCAUGGUAUGUAAAUUUCGGUAUUAUUGGACUUAUCAUGGGCCACGAGGUAAAUCACGGAUUCGAUGAUCAAGGUCACUUAUUCGACAAAGAUGGUAACCGAAUGGAAUGGUUGACCGCGAUGGCCGACGCUUAUAACAAGAGAGCUAAAUGUUUCAUUAAUCAAUAUAACAAAUAUAGUAUCCUCAAAGGAGAAAAUUUCACGGUUGAAGACUAUGGCAAUCAGACUAUAGGUGAGAACAUCGCGGAUUCCAUGGGUAUGCACGCAGUAUUCAGAGCUUAUAAACGAAGAGAACGAGAAUGUGGAAAAGAAGAUCCUGCUCUACCGGGAUUAGAACAGUUUAGUAACAAUCAGAUGUUCUUCUUAUCAUUUGCGAAUUUAUGGUGUGAAACGGAAAACGAAGAUAUGCUGAGAAUGCAGGCCAUGUACGAUGUACACAGUACAGCACGUUUGCGAGUGAUUGGCCCGGUGUCAAAUUCCGAGGACUUCGCCAAAGCCUUCAAAUGUCCAGUGGGCAGUCGCAUGAAUCCUGCGAAUAAAUGUAACAUAUGGAAGUGAUACACAAAUUUCCAUGAUUUCAUUAGAAUUAUAUUUUCAUGAUGUAAUCUUUACGAGAAUUUAAUACAGAAUACAAUUUGCAAAAGUAA
Messenger RNA from Ceratina calcarata, 3269 nucleotides. Its product is annotated as endothelin-converting enzyme 1-like. Gene Ontology annotation, molecular function: metalloendopeptidase activity. Gene Ontology annotation, biological process: protein processing. The record is from RefSeq and is a predicted model, not a curated record. Gene Ontology annotation, cellular component: plasma membrane. The transcript has 18 exons. Lineage: Eukaryota; Metazoa; Arthropoda; Insecta; Hymenoptera; Apidae. The coding region runs from base 91 to 3180 and encodes 1029 amino acids.